CUCUCUCUCCGUAAGACACUAGCGGUGACUCUUCUGUCUGAACGUGGCUCUCUUUUCUCUCUCUCUCUUUUACUCGCUCGCUCGCCGAUCGGCUGGCUGUGUCUCCUGCAGCUUCAACCCCCCCUCCCUUACACGCACACACCGCUCUCACACAAACUCCGCUAACGAAAUAGUUAGCAGCACCUCCUGACUUCAUUCCACGUUGAACUUUUACAUUAGAGUUCUGUUUUUGUUUUUCAAUUUUGUCCGGGACGUUGACUUUUUCUUCUUCUUGUGGUGUAUCCCCCUUCAAUUUUUGCGGAUUACAAUAUUAUUUUAAACACACCCAGGAUCCAUCAUGACGAGCAAUGUGUAAAGAAAGUCCCCGUGUGUUUUCUCUGGCUGAAGUUGAGCCGUCUUCGCUUUUGCUUUGGAUGCACACCGCCGAAGCCUUUCGAGCACAGGCGCUCUGACAGACCGACAAGAGCCGUCCUCCGCGCCAGAUGAAAUAUUGAAACUCCAUUGAUGAGCCGAAGUAAAUAGUGAGAAACAUCCUGUUUCUAGACCUCAUAAUUUGUGGUGAGGCUAAAAUGAGUAUAACCAGUGACGAAGUCAAUUUCUUGGUUUAUCGCUAUCUACAGGAAUCUGGAUUUUCUCAUUCAGCAUUUACAUUUGGUAUUGAAAGCCAUAUCAGUCAGUCCAACAUCAAUGGAACACUAGUGCCCCCUGCUGCUCUCAUUUCCAUUCUACAAAAAGGAUUACAGUAUGUGGAAGCUGAAAUUAGUAUCAAUGAGGAUGGCACAGUGUUCGAUGGAAGGCCUAUUGAAUCCUUGUCUUUAAUAGAUGCCGUGAUGCCCGAUGUUGUUCAGACACGACAGCAGGCAUUUAGAGAAAAACUUGCACAGCAACAGGCAGCAGUAACUGCAAGUACCACUGUAGCGACCAACCAGCAAAAUGCACCAAAGAAUGGAGAAGCUACUGUAAAUGGAGAUGAAAAUGGGGCACAUGCAAUAAAUAAUCAUUCAGAGGCAAUGGAGAUAGAAGGAGAUGUUGAAAUUCCAGCAAGCAAAGCUACAGUUCUCAGGGGUCAUGAGUCAGAAGUGUUCAUUUGUGCGUGGAACCCUGUCAGUGACCUCUUAGCAUCAGGGUCAGGAGACUCUACAGCAAGAAUAUGGAACCUGAAUGAAAAUGGGAAUAGUGGCUCUACUCAGCUGGUCCUAAGGCAUUGUAUACGUGAAGGUGGACAAGAUGUUCCAAGCAAUAAGGAUGUCACCUCCUUGGACUGGAAUAGUGAUGGAACACUUUUGGCUACAGGUUCAUAUGAUGGAUUUGCAAGAAUAUGGACAAAAGAUGGAAACCUAGCAAGUACCUUGGGACAGCAUAAAGGUCCUAUAUUUGCUUUAAAAUGGAAUAAAAAGGGAAACUGCAUUCUCAGCGCUGGUGUAGAUAAGACAACAAUCAUCUGGGAUGCGCACACAGGGGAGGCCAAACAGCAGUUUCCAUUCCACUCAGCUCCUGCUCUUGAUGUGGAUUGGCAGAACAACACUACGUUUGCUUCAUGUAGUACUGACAUGUGCAUUCAUGUAUGUCGACUGGGAUGUGACCGUCCAGUAAAAACAUUUCAAGGGCAUACGAAUGAAGUAAACGCAAUCAAAUGGGAUCCAUCUGGUGUCCUGCUGGCAUCAUGCUCUGAUGACAUGACACUGAAAAUAUGGAGUAUGAAGCAAGAUACGUGUGUACAUGAUCUACAGGCCCAUAAUAAAGAAAUUUAUACAAUUAAAUGGAGUCCAACAGGCACUGGGACCAGCAAUCCAAGCUCCAACAUCAUGCUAGCCAGUGCCUCAUUUGACUCUACUGUUCGUCUCUGGGAUGUAGAAAGAGGAGUUUGCAUCCACACUUUAACCAAACACCAAGAACCUGUCUACAGCGUUGCCUUUAGUCCAGAUGGCAAGUACUUGGCCAGUGGCUCAUUUGAUAAGUGUGUUCAUAUAUGGAAUACAAUGAGUGGCUCUCUAGUGCACAGCUAUAGGGGGACUGGUGGAAUCUUUGAAGUUUGUUGGAACAGCACGGGAGACAAGGUUGGAGCAAGUGCAUCAGAUGGAUCGGUUUGUGUCCUUGAUCUUCGGAAGUAACAUGACACACACACUUGUUUACUGUGUGGACUGGUGAUGAAUGUGACAGAGGAAGCACUCGCAGCUGCGGCUUUGGAACGGUUACAGUGAACCCUAAUUUCUGCACCAAGUGAUUCAUCCUAAUCUUUGGAUCUCGCUGCUCAACAUUGGAACUAACCGAGUAGAUAAGUUGAAGGGUUCUAGGUGGCACAGAAACACAAGCUGUGUCAAUUCAAAUUGAUCGCACCUGCAAAUUGGGAACUGGAAAGGUUGUGCCAAAAAAAAUGCAGAUGUACCAAAACAAGGCAGGAGUUUAAUUUUUAUUUAAUCAUUGAUUUGAAAGCUUCAUUUGUCCUCCCAAAGGAUUGCAACAAGAAGACAGAGCAAAUGUCACGUUUCCUUAUUUCCAUUACUGAUCUGCAUGCAGUUCCUGUAUGCAAAUUGCAGUUUACAUCCUGGACCAGUGUGGUCAUUUUGCUUUACUUCUUUGUUUGAAGAAGUUGCCAUGACCGAAAUAACCAUUAAAAAAAAAAAACUUUUCACGGGUUGCUGACUUCUUAAGGCCAUGGAUCUGGAUAUUUCAAUAUUAUAGAGAAGAUUUGCCCGGCACAGAAAAAUAUGGAGCUUUAUACAGGGAGCCUUGUAAUUCAAAGAAAGAAUACAGUGUAUUUUUGGGAAAUAAAGUAUAAUUUUUUAUGUGCACCUUGACUUUUGGACCUGAAUAGGCUAAAUGAACAGAUCAGUUUAUUUUAGUGAAAGUAGUGCAGAGUGGCAAUUCUGCUGAUCAUGUGUUUUUUUUGUGUUUUUUUUUCUCUUGUGUUCUCCAUUAAUGGAUCAGUUCCACUUUUAAACUAAAUGCCUGUACUGUUAUAGAUGUGAAAUGAAAUCUACCAAACACAGGCAUGUGUUUAUUUUUCGGGAGGUGUAGUUAGGCUCUUAUGGUAGAUCCAUUUUAACGGUUGGACGCAUUUUUCAAUUUAUCAGUGUACAAAACAGCCAAAUGGGCAUACACAUACAAGGUACACUUCUGUUGUUCAUGGAUGAUUAACUGAAAUCAAAGUAAGCUGACAGUAGUUUCUAAUAUUUUUUGACAUAACAAUGAAGAAACAGUUUUUCUGCAGAAAUGGAUAUUCUGAAUGUACAGAAUAUGGAGGGAGUCAUCAACCAAAAUGAUAGCUCUCUAAGGCAGAUUUAUUUAAUAAUGCUUCAGAAUUUAAAAUACAAUUAAUGGGUGACUCUUUAUAAAAUGUUCAUUUCAGUUUCAAAGCAAAAAGAAUAGGCACUUAUUUAGCCUUUAUCAAGUUAACACAAUAUUUUUGAUGGACUUGUGUUUUAUUACAAGCAUAGGAAACCAGUAAUCAUUACUCUGGCAUGUAAGAAAGCAAAAGAAAUUAUAUUAAAGUUUGGAUAACAAAUUUAUUUUUUAAAAGAUUCUGAACCCCUUUCUGGAUGUAAAUUUCAUGAAUGUAAAGUUUGUAAAAUAAAAACAAAAUAUAUGAA
Molecule: messenger RNA, 3590 nt
Organism: Polypterus senegalus (gray bichir)
Lineage: Eukaryota; Metazoa; Chordata; Cladistia; Polypteriformes; Polypteridae
Gene: tbl1x
Product: transducin beta like 1 X-linked
Exons: 16
Coding region: 570-2111 (513 amino acids)
Biological process (GO): regulation of transcription by RNA polymerase II
Cellular component (GO): histone deacetylase complex
Molecular function (GO): protein binding; transcription corepressor activity
Source: RefSeq, a predicted model, not a curated record